Colletotrichum phormii is the source of this 1086-nucleotide messenger RNA. Its product is annotated as aldo/keto reductase. The transcript has 4 exons. The record is from RefSeq and is a predicted model, not a curated record. Bases 1 to 1086 code for a protein of 361 amino acids. Lineage: Eukaryota; Fungi; Ascomycota; Sordariomycetes; Glomerellales; Glomerellaceae.
AUGGCAUCUAAGGAGCUCCCCGCACGUCUCAAGGAAGGCAUCGAGAGCACCAAGGUCGAAUACCGCCAGCUCGGAAAGUCCGGACUGCGUGUUUCAGUUCCCAUCUUUGGCUGCAUGAGUUUUGGAGACUCGCGCACCAUCGGCUGGGCUCUGAAUGAGGAAGAGGCACUGCCUCUCCUGAAGGCCGCUUACGAUAAGGGGUUGAACACAUGGGAUACCGCGAACGUGUACUCCAAUGGAGCUUCGGAGCGAACGAUUGGCAAAGCACUUAAGAAAUACAACAUCCCCCGUGAGAAGGUGGUCAUCUUGACCAAGUGUUUCUUUGCUGUCGGCGAAGAGCCAGAGACUCGCCACUUCAACUUCCGCGAGGAGAUUAACAAGUCCAAGGACUACCAGAACCAAUGGGGUUUGUCCAGAGCUUCUAUCUUUAACCAGGUAGAGGCUUCGUUGAAGAGACUGGACACUCCGUACAUCGACCUCCUCCAGAUUCACCGAUUCGACCCCAGGACACCCGUAGAAGAGACGAUGAAGGCGCUGCACGAUUUGGUGCAGACAGGGAAGGUCCGGUACAUCGGUGCCAGCAGCAUGUGGGGUACCCAAUUUGCCCAGAUGCAGUUCACUGCCGAGAAGAACGGCUGGACAAAAUUUGUGAGCAUGCAGAAUCAGUAUAAUUUGUUGUAUCGCGAAGAAGAAAGGGAGAUGAACCGAUUCUGUGACGCCACUGGAGUUGGACUCAUCCCGUGGGCUCCUCUUUGCCGUGGUCACUUGGCCCGACCCCCGAAGGACUUCGGCUCCACUUCUCGUAGCAAGACCGAGAAGGAGGGUCAGCCUGGAAGCCAUGGAACGGUGGAGCCGGACCUCACCAUCAUCAAGCGAGUUCAGGAGAUCGCGGAGAAGCGGGACUGGCCCAUGUCCCACGUGGCUCUUGCAUGGAUCAAUAAACGAAUCACGAGCCCCAUUAUUGGCUUCAGCAGCGUCGAGAGAAUUGAUCAGGCAAUCACUGCCGACGGCAAGGUCUUGACCGAUGAGGAGGAAAAGUACCUUGAGGAACUGUAUCAGGCCAAGGCUAUCUCGGGUCAUGCGUAA